GCUUGAUAGGCCGGCCUGUUUGUAUCACAGUUCCUUUUGAGGAGGCUUCACUUUCUUUUCGGUUUUUAGUACAGACAAUGUUUUGGCGCAAAAUUCAACACAGAAUGUGGAAUUAGGUCGACAUAUUGAAAACUUGACCUGGUUGCCGUUUCUUGGAGGCCAAAGAGGAAUAGAACACUGUUUUGGAGCGAGACUGAAUCGCUGUUGAGAGUGACAGGACAUGCCCGGGUCUGUGGAUCCAACGGCAGAGGACCUGCGAGCCUUCGAGCGGCGUCUGGGCGAGAUGGUGGCCUCCGAGAAGCCGAGCAAAUGCCGGGGAGGCCUACUUAUGGGCGCCAUUGUUACCUGCACGGCAGUGGGAUCGUGCCACUGGCUGGAGGAGGCCCGGGAGAGCAAGUCCUUGAUCUUUAGGGCUUUGGCCAGUCAGGGUGUUUUCGUCAUCUCGAUGGCCUCGCUCGUCCUCCUGCUAAUAUUUGGAUUCAAACGCGUCUCUCAAAAGGACAUGCCCAUCCUUCGAAAUAUGCGUUCCAUUCUGAACAUAUUUCGAAUUCAAUGCGACGACGACGGACAUUUAAUUCUUAUUCCUUCUUCGGAUUAAAGUUUCCUUUAUUUCAUAUUUUUUAUUUUUUGGUCAAUAUGUUACUUCCAUAUACUAUAUAUAUAUACAUAUAAGUAUUUGGUCAAAAUUAGCGACAACAGAUGACACAAUUUUUGAAAAUAAAAUGUUGAAAUAGCA
Molecule: messenger RNA, 736 nt
Organism: Drosophila ananassae
Lineage: Eukaryota; Metazoa; Arthropoda; Insecta; Diptera; Drosophilidae
Gene: Cnep1r1
Product: nuclear envelope phosphatase-regulatory subunit 1 homolog
Exons: 2
Coding region: 221-598 (125 amino acids)
Cellular component (GO): Nem1-Spo7 phosphatase complex; cytoplasm
Source: RefSeq, a predicted model, not a curated record